This is a messenger RNA of Leguminivora glycinivorella, 1694 nucleotides long. RefSeq lists its product as uncharacterized. The transcript is spliced from 11 exons. Lineage: Eukaryota; Metazoa; Arthropoda; Insecta; Lepidoptera; Tortricidae. The record is from RefSeq and is a predicted model, not a curated record. The coding region runs from base 31 to 1599 and encodes 522 amino acids.
AUUUAUCUUUAGUUCAAGAAGCUCGCGCCGAUGUGCAGCGUGGAGAAGCGCGCCGGCGGCGAGCCUCAACUCGCUCCCCAGGAGAAGCAGCUCGGCAUCCUGACCCAUGAGCUUAAGGAAACACUGCUAUGUAUCAACCUAGCAAAAAAAGGUCUGCACGGCCUCCGCGACCGUCAAACGAAGAAGACCACCCGCCACUCCAUCAUGGAGUACGAGCAUUUAGACCUGGAAGUGCGAGACGAACGCAACCAGCAGACUGAGCUGGACUGCCUCAACUACCUGGCUACCAAGCAGAUGCAGGACCUGCUGAAGAAAGUGCCUACGGAAGCUGAUGAGUUGGCAAUGAUCGAAGACGCAGCCGCUCGUCUCCGGCGAAUGGAAAACCGGCUGGAUUUAGCCACCAAACGAUUCUGCGUCGUCAACUCUGACAACAAGCAUGUGCGUGAAGAAAUCCACCGGCUGAUGGUUGAGAGGAACAGCUUCAACAUCCAAUGGAACCGUACCAUCGGCAAGCUGGUGAAGGGCAAGGAGUACCUGAUGGACAUUUUCGAGAUCGCCGCCCUGGCCUUCGGGGACCGCGACGAGUGCAUUAGGAAGCUGGAGGCGCUCAAGUGGAAGGGACUCUUCCAGCUGAAUAGGGAUAUUGCGGAAAUGCAAUCCUACGAAGGCGAAAUCAACCACCUGGCCAAACUGGAGGAGUUCCUCCGCGUGAAGGGCUCCCGAAGGAUUUGCGAAGCCGACGAGAUAGAAGAAAUUAAGAGGCAGGAGGAGAUACAGCGAUGUGAGAGCGAGAUAGCCAGAUAUGAUGCCCUGCUGAAUGAGAUCUUUAACUACGCGGGCACCAGCCGAGUAAGCAGCGUCAUCAACAACUUCGUGGCGAAGGAGAUGCAGAAUUUCCAGUGCUUCGUGUUACUGUGCGAAGUUCUGCAGGAGUCCAUUUUCCUGCGACGGGGGCUGACAAGAGCCAGGCAACUUAUAUUGGAUCAGCGCGACAUCAACGAAGCCCGAGAGGAGAUGCAAACCAAACGUCUCGUCAGCAUGAGACUAGAAUUAGACCAGCAGAGGGUCAAAGUCCAGGAGAAGAGAGACCUGGAGACAGCUGCUGAAAACACCAUCACCAAGGUGCUGAAAGGCAUCGACGACUUAGUCAAACUGGCGAAGUGUGACACCACGCCGCUCCUGUCCCUGCUGGGUAACCACCGGGAGACCACCAAAUGGAACGUCACCAAGUUUCUGCGGAUCCUCGAGGCUGAGGUCAAGAGUCUCAUCGAAGUCUGCUACGGUGCUGUGAAGCCGCCAGCCCCAACCCCCAAGGGCGGCCGUAAAGGACCGGAGCAGCCCACUGUCAAGCUAGUGGCAGAUCCCUACGUUGUGGCUCUGCGUCCUAAUAGGAUUGAGAAACUGGUGCCCUACCAGCCUUGCGCUUAUUGCGUGGAGGACUACAUCAUGAACCUGAUCUUCGAGACUCUGGCUGUGCCCGCUGACCGUGAUUAUGUGGAGACCAUCUUCCACCUUGAAGCAAUCAACACCAAGUUUGGGAUCUACACGCUUACUAACCCAGCAAAACGUCACCCGUACCGGCAGAGUAAGGGAGAAUAGUUGAUUUUCUCUACGCGGCAAAAUAAUCUCUUAAUAUUAGAUUACGCAAAGUGUCCGUAUAUAGAUUCAGAGUUUUGAUAUAGAAUUAAAAUGUG